This is a messenger RNA of Penicillium atrosanguineum, 1590 nucleotides long. RefSeq names its product sugar porter family MFS transporter. Gene Ontology annotation, cellular component: membrane. Lineage: Eukaryota; Fungi; Ascomycota; Eurotiomycetes; Eurotiales; Aspergillaceae. Bases 1 to 1590 code for a protein of 529 amino acids. The record is from RefSeq and is a predicted model, not a curated record. Gene Ontology annotation, biological process: carbohydrate transport; transmembrane transport. Gene Ontology annotation, molecular function: carbohydrate:proton symporter activity. The transcript has 9 exons.
AUGAUUGUAGCACCGGAAAAGAAAAGGCCCUACUUUGGGCUGACGGGAGGAUGGCUCACGUUUUGGGUUACGGUUGCCUGCGCAACCGACAUGUCCCUAUUCGGUUACGAUCAGGGUGUCUUUAGUGGUGUCGUGAUUUCGAAGGACUUCCUCGAAGUCCACGACCUCGUCGGCCCAACCAAGACCAAGACGCUAUCCACGGUAACUGCCAUCUACGAUGUGGGGUGUUUCUUCGGGGCCAUCUUUGCCUUUACGAUAGGUGAACGCCUAGGGCGAAAGAAGGCUAUUUUGCUGGGAACGACAAUCAUGGCCGUGGGAACCAUUCUUCAGUCGACUUCAUUUAGUCUGGAGCAGAUGUUCAUAGGUCGUAUUAUCUUGGGUGUCGGAAAUGGUAUCAACACCGCAACAGCUCCUGUGUGGCAGACUGAAACCUCGCAAUUGAAAUGGCGUGGAAAACUGGUCAUUCUGGAAAUGAUGAUGAACAUUGCAGGCUACUGCCUUGUCAACUGGAUCAACUACGGCCUUUCCUUCGCCGGUGGUGCCGUCGCCUGGCGAUUCCCGCUUGCAUUCCAGUUCAUCUUUCUUUUCAUUUUGUGGACUACCACUCCGUGGCUUCCUGAGUCCCCUCGAUGGCUUCUUGCUCAUGGGAAAGAAGAAGAAGCCGUGGAGGUCAUCGCUUGCCUCGAAGCUAAGUCGCUCAACGAUCCCUUCGUUAUUGCCCAGCGCAACGAAAUCGAGUUCACUAUUCAAUACGAGCGCGAGAAUGCAAUGCGAUGGAGAGAUCUAUUCAAGAAGAAGAGCGCGAAUGACACCAAGACCCUUCGCCGACUACUUCUCGGUGCCGGCAGUCAGUUCAUGCAGCAAAUGGGUGGUAUUAACAUCAUGUCCUACUAUCUGCCAACGGUCCUAGAGACUGCAGUGGGAAUGGAGGAGAGCAUGGCCCGUCUAUUGACUGCCUGCAAUGCCAUCUCGUACCUGAUAUUUUCCGGCCUUGCAGUACUGCUAGUUGAAAGAAUGGGCCGUCGCGGCUUGAUGAUUUUGUCGACAGCUGGUCAAUUCUUCUGUUUCCUCGUCAUUACGAUCCUCCUUUACCUCGUGGAAACCCGCAGCAACGGGGCGGUGUUCGGCAAGGCAUCUAUUGUGUUCUUCUUCCUCUUCCAUGGGAGCUUCGGAAUUGGCAUGCUUGGUGUUCCAUGGCUGUAUCCAACGGAGAUUAAUUCUUUGCCCAUGAGAACUAAGGGAGCUGCCGUCGCGACUGCAACUGAUUGGAUCACGAACUUUGUCAUUGUCGAGAUCACGCCCAUUGGUAUCCAGAGUAUUGGCUGGAAAUUCUGGAUCGUGUGGACCGUAACAAAUGCGGCAUUCUUACCUAUUCUCUACUUCUUUUACCCAGAAACAGCCAACCGAAGUCUUGAGGAUAUUGAUGACUACUAUCGCGGCAAUCCGUCCCUUAUUGUGGUCAAAGAACCGGAUGCGAUUUGCAGACGCCGCCCUCAGAAGUAUAUCGAUCGUGAAGACGAGGAAAUUGAGAAGACUGCCAUCAGCAAGGGUCUUGCACCCGUGACCGCGGACCACAUCGAAUUCAGCUAA